AUGGCCGCCCAAAGUCCAAAUCCGGCCCUGGACGGGGAGUCCAGGGUCACCGAGAUCGUUGUCAUCCUCUCGGUGGCCAGCGUCUUCUCGACGCUGGCUGUCACGCUGCGAUGCUACUCCCGCGGCGUCAUCCUACGCAGCUUUGGCUUGGACGAUGCGAUCAUGGUUCCCGCGCAGAUCUUGACACUCGCGUCCGCUGUGGCCAUCGGUCUCGAGGCGAAGUAUGGUCUCGGCCGACACGCUUGGACGAUGCCAGAGGAGAACUUGAUCCCGUACAUGAAGGCCUUCUACAGCUCCAUCGUCGUCUACAAUAUCGCCGUCUGCAUGACCAAGAUCUCCAUCCUGUUGCAAUAUCGACGCAUCUUCAACAACACGGCUCUCCGGAAAUUCAUCAUCUUCGGCUUGGCCUUUCUGACUUGCUGGGGCAUCACCCUGUCGUUGCUGCUCCCCCUCGUCUGCAUUCCAGUUGCAGCAUUUUGGGACCCAAACGUCGACGGUUUCUGUCUCAACAACGCAGCCAUCUGGUACGUCAUGGCGGGCGUCAACUUAGUCACCGACUUCACCCUGUACGCGAUGCCGAUCCCUGUCAUCAGCUCGCUGCAGCUCCCCAAGAAGCAAAAGGCACUGCUAAUUGUUGUCUUUACUCUCGGCAUAUUCCCCUGCGCCGUCUCCAUCUACCGCAUCCACACCCUCGCCGCGGCCGCCCGGUCGACCGACCCGACCUGGGACAACGUCGACGCCGCCACCUUCUCCUUCCUCGAGCUCAGCGUCGCCGUGAUCACCGUCUGCCUGCCGACGCUGCGGCCCGUGCUGAUCCGCGGGCGCAUCUUCGCAUCCCUGCUGCGGUCCAACAUGCGGUCCAGCACUGGUCCGACCGGCGGCCGCCCGAGCCGCGCCACCUUCGGCAACGCGAGGUCCGGCUCGAACGCGGAGCCGUCCACGUUCAAGAGCAGGCUGCGCCCGUCGGACAGCACCGAGCGCCUGCGCCCCGAGGACUCGAGAUCGCCGCGCGGCCGGCUGGACCACCACGAUAUCGAGUUUGGCGAGCUGGACGGUGCGGGCAGCGGCGCGGCUGCGGGUCCCCGCAGGUACAGCGUCAGCGUGGUGGCCGGGUGCAUGCCGGAGAGCGGCAGCGUGCCAGAAGUUGGCGCUGAGGGGCCGGGCAUCAAGACGACCACCGUGGUUUCGCAAAAGGUGUCGUUCCAUGGUGGAGAGAGACCGUCCGACUCCGACGAGGAGCAAGGGAUCGGAGAGGGAAAGCUGCAGGGGAUCUAA
This is a messenger RNA of Thermothielavioides terrestris NRRL 8126, 1275 nucleotides long. RefSeq lists its product as uncharacterized. The transcript has 6 exons. The record is from RefSeq and is a predicted model, not a curated record. Lineage: Eukaryota; Fungi; Ascomycota; Sordariomycetes; Sordariales; Chaetomiaceae. The coding region runs from base 1 to 1275 and encodes 424 amino acids.